AUGUUGCUGAAACUCCUUUUCUUUGGUCUUGUGACCUAUGCAUCGGCGGCUGUGAAACUGCAAGAAGUGUUUUCGUGGAAUGUCUUGGACUGGAACUAUCCUGACGAAUAUCUAAAGCAGGAAUCCAUUCUGACUGGGGCGUUUAUUCCGGAAAAUGCCCUUCCAGUGGGCAUUGAAAGAUGGAAGAACAAGCUUUUCGUCACUGUUCCCCGUUGGCGACCGGGUAUUCCUGCGACAUUAAACUACAUUCCUUUGGACGCUCCCCACGAACAAUCACCAAAAUUAAACGCCUACCCAAGUUAUAAAGGCAACGAGUUGGGUAAUUGUGAAACCGGGUUGACCACCGUAUAUAGGAUCAAGGCGGAUAAAUGCGAUCGACUCUGGGUUCUCGACGUAGGAACGUAUGGAUAUGAUCCUAAUGUUACCAACUUAUGUCCGUAUGCUUUGAAUGUGUAUGACUUAAAUACGGAUACCCGAAUUCGAAGAUAUGUUUUCCGUCCUGAAGAUAUCCUCCCGUCAACUUUUAUUGCCAACAUUGCUCUUGAUGAAGGAGCUACUUGUGACGAUACCUUCGCAUACUUCUCUGAUGAGUUAGGAUAUGGUCUUAUUGCUUAUUCUUGGCAGGAGAACAGAUCCUGGAGAUUCAGUCACAGUUACUUUAUGCCCGACCCACUCGUCGGAGACUUUAAUAUUGCUGGCCUCAACUUCCAGUGGGGAGCAGAAGGAAUUUUCGGAAUAACAGCCUCUCCUGUUGGCUCAGAUGGUUUUAGAACACUUUAUUUCAGCCCUCUAUCAAGUCACACAGAAUUCUCUGUUUCCACGCGCAUUCUAAGAGACGAAAGAAAAGUGAAAGAGGGAUCUUUUAAUGAUUUUAAAGUGGUCGGUGUACGAGGACCUAAUGGCCACACCACAUCCAAGGUAAUGGAUGAUUCUGGAGUUGAACUAUUCAAUCUAAUAGAUCAAAAUAGCAUCGGCUGUUGGAGUUCUUCCCUGCCCCAUAAACCACAAAAUAUUGGUGUUGUAGACAAGGAUGAUGUUGGUCUGGUCUUCCCCAGUGAUGUUAAAAUAGAUGAAGAUAAGAACGUUUGGGUUAUUUCGGACCGUAUGCCAGUGUUUUUAGAAGCUGAAUUAGACUACAGUGACAUUAAUUUCAGAAUAUACACAGCCCCUCUUUAUAAUCUUAUUCAGGGAACCGUGUGCGAGCCGUCGUCACAGUUUAUUCAAACAUCCAGUCCAAUGCCAAUGUCAAAUACUAGAACAGUCGGACAAACCCCGUUAUACGGACUUUCCCUAAAAGCGCCUUCCACUCCUGUUCAGACUUCCUAUUUUUCUUCUUUUCCUCUUAACGCCCAAAAGAUAAAGUCAUACAACCCAGCUUCUUUCAGUGUUACCCCAAAGUUAGCCUUUCUCGAUAUGCCAAGACAAACAUCAUAUUCUGACAUUACGUCAAACAAAGCUGGCGUAAGCUUCUUUAACAAAACUCCUUGGUGGUCGAAGAUAAACUACUAA
Parnassius mnemosyne (clouded apollo) is the source of this 1509-nucleotide messenger RNA. The record is from the annotation of a GenBank genome assembly. Lineage: Eukaryota; Metazoa; Arthropoda; Insecta; Lepidoptera; Papilionidae.